Molecule: messenger RNA, 1536 nt
Organism: Helianthus annuus (common sunflower)
Lineage: Eukaryota; Viridiplantae; Streptophyta; Magnoliopsida; Asterales; Asteraceae
Product: phosphatidylserine decarboxylase proenzyme 1, mitochondrial
Exons: 12
Coding region: 41-1357 (438 amino acids)
Biological process (GO): phosphatidylethanolamine biosynthetic process
Cellular component (GO): mitochondrion
Molecular function (GO): phosphatidylserine decarboxylase activity
Source: RefSeq, a predicted model, not a curated record
AUGAAGACACCGUUUCCGGUAUCCGCGAACUAAAAAAAAGAUGAAAUUUAGGUUUUCUCAGAGACUUGUGCCAUUUGCACGUAGAACAAUCUUCAAUCAUCAGCGUAUCCGCUCAAGUUCCUUCUUCAUUAGGAACCUGCAUGCUGCUACUAAGCAAGCUCCAGCUUCCUUUAAUGGCAGCGGAAGCAGCAGCAGCGGCUCUAAAGGUAAUCCUUUUCUGGUGCCUGGUGCAACUGUGGCAACUAUAUUUAUGCUUGGAGCUCUCCAUGCUAGACGGAUGUAUAGUGACAAGAAAAUUGAAGAGGCAAGGGAAAGCGGCAUUGAACUCGAGCUCCAACCAGAUGUCAAAGCUAAAUUUCUGAGGAUGUUACCUCUGCGCUCCAUUUCAAGGUUUUGGGGAGUUUUGUCUGGCACGGAACUUCCUGUGUGGCUGCGUCCAUAUGCUCAUAGAGCUUGGGCUCGUGCGUUUCAUUCAAACUUGGAAGAGGUGGCCUUGCCUUUGGAUCAAUAUGCAUCAGUUAAAGAUUUUUUUGUUCGCUCUUUGAAAGAAGGUUGCAGGCCAAUCGAUUCUGACCCAUAUAGUCUGAUCAGCCCUGUUGAUGGUACCAUUGUAAGAGUUGGAGAGCUGAAAGAAGGUGUUAUGAUAGAGCAAGUUAAAGGGUUCUCCUACUCUGUAUCUUCCCUUUUAGGUGCAGGCUCAUUUCUCCCUCUAAUGGCUGCUAAAGAUAUACAUGAACAAGACACUAGUCAGCAAGAAAACAAUAUCAGGGAUGAAAGUACCAAAUCUUGGUGGAGAGUUUCAUUGGCUUCACCAAAACUUAGGGAAUCUUCUUCGUCACGUCCAAUGAAAGGUCUUUUUUACUGUGUUAUAUACCUGAGGCCAGGAGACUACCAUCGAAUUCACUCACCAGUUGAUUGGAAUGUACUUCUUCGGAGGCAUUUUACUGGUCGGCUGUACCCUGUGAAUGAGCGUGCUACCAGGACAAUAAAAAAUCUUUAUGUUGAGAAUGAAAGGGUUGUACUUGAAGGCAAAUGGCAAGAAGGUUAUAUAGCAAUGGCUGCAGUAGGUGCAACAAAUAUUGGGUCUAUUGAGCUUUUCAUUGAACCUGAUUUGAGGACAAACCAACCAAGAAAGAAGUUGGUACAAUCAGAAGCUCCUGAAGAGCGGGUGUAUGAACCCCAAGGUACAGGAGUGUUGCUCAAGAAAGGAGACGAGGUAGGUGUUUUUAACAUGGGAUCAACAGUGGUGCUAGUGUUCCAAGCUCCUGCUUUGUCAUCAUCAGAAUUCAGGUUCGGUGUUGAAAAAGGCGAUAAAAUACGGAUGGGUGAAGCCCUAGGACGGUUACACCAUCUGUAACACGUGCUUGUCAUUUUUAACCGAAGCUAUGAUUACAGAUUGACAUGUUUUAUCUCUAAUGGUUCAAAUAGGUAAAAAUUAAAAGUUUAUGUAUGAGACGGAGCAUUUUUUCCUGAAAGCAUUUAUGUUUUAAACUUUAGAUUAUAAUUCAUUCGUGACGGGACGAAAAUGUUUGCCUA